This is a messenger RNA of Tympanuchus pallidicinctus (lesser prairie-chicken), 7006 nucleotides long. RefSeq names its product E3 ubiquitin-protein ligase TRIM39-like. The record is from RefSeq and is a predicted model, not a curated record. The transcript is spliced from 9 exons. The coding region runs from base 2513 to 3223 and encodes 236 amino acids. Lineage: Eukaryota; Metazoa; Chordata; Aves; Galliformes; Phasianidae. Gene Ontology annotation, molecular function: protein binding.
UCACUUCUUGUUUCCGAAUUCACACCCAAUCAACGGAUCCUUCCUGAGAAAUCAUAAAGGAAGGGAGAUGAAAGGGUGAAAGGUGCCUGAUGUCCCUGUGAGUUGGGGCAGCUGUGACUUUCCUGUCCUGCUCCUGUCCCCUGACAGGAUUGUUGGUUGCUACAACCAGCAAGAACUUAAACACCCAUCCUGUGUCAGUGGGCAUCAUCACCACCAUCCUCUUUAAGCACUGAGCCAGUGCCACGUGUCCUUUUAUGCAGAGACUGAGUCUGUGCCAUGAUUUUAUGUUCAGCUGAUGGACCAAAAUUCAACCCAAGCUGCGGAGUCCAUGCAGGGAACAGAAGAGCCUCAGCAACUGAGAAUUCUGGACACUGUGUGAAAGCCUUUUAGGUAAUGUAGGCAUGUCUACUGAAGAUCUCAAAAGACACAGCAACACGUGUAACCAUUAUCAUCCCUUACCUCUGGACUCAGAUUGAUAAGGAGAUUAAUAAUUCAUCUUCUCUUGAGAUAAAGCACACUGAAUAUGGCAGCAUUUCAGAGCAUGCAGUAAAGACUGGGUGCAAGCAAAUCACCAGGUGGUAGAUCUCUGCGUUAGCAGAAGGUACAGAAGGUCAAGAGCUUUUUUGAUAAACGAUCUCUGAACUGCUUUUGGGUUUCAUUGUAGGUGUUUGGACCGCAGUCUGGCCAUGACACAAUCCAAACCUUUGCUUUUGCUCUCUGUUCAUCCACGCUGUGCAACAACUGCCCUGACCUGGGGGACCGAGAGCAGCAAAAUUCUGCCUGAAGAUUAAGGACACGCUCAAUACUGCUACCAGGCAACUUACAGCACCUUUCAUCAAAAGCCAGCAGGAAGAUGGAUCGAACACAAGGGGAAUCCUGCCCCACAGAUCUCAAGCCCUUCCCAAGCUGAGUGGAAACACUCGGCCUGUCUUCAUCGUCCAGCACAGAGCAAAGCAACCGUGGCCACGCCGUGCAAACAGCCAAAGUUCUUUGCAGCUCAUCAGCCCUCUGCACUCACACACUGCCAUGCUUUUGGUCCCUCAGACUGGACUGCUCUUUUAAAUGCUGCUUCAAGCCCAGCUCUGCGCAAGCAAAGCAUCACAGAGAAAUGCAUCUUUCUGAAGGAGCGGUCGGGUGAAUCUUGUGUGGGAGGAAAGUUCUCAUUUCUAAACAGACGAGGCGUUGCUGUGUGCACGAAGCUGUGUCUGGCCAGGCCAGAGAGCGCUAAGAAAGGGUGAUGCAAAAAUAGCACAGGCUGAUUCUGAGCAUGCAGAAAGUUCAUCACUCACCACAGAGUGAGUUCCCAGCACGUGGCGACGCUUUGUGUGUCUCCAGGUUGCGUGUAGCCCUCUGUUGGUUGUCUCUGUGGGCUGAUGCAGGGCCAGAGCUCCUGGUGGCUGAGUUCCUCCAUUCUCAGAGCAGACAGCAGAACUGCAGCCGUGGUUCUGCUCUGCCCCUUGACUUCACCAUCAGCCCUACAUCCAAGCAGGGACACAUUCUCAAUUGUGAGCCCAGAGAAAAUGUUUUGUGGGACAGAGGAGUGGGGAGAGGCGCUAGUUUACUUCUACUGCAAGGAAUGAAACUGCAGUGCUGUUUCCUUGCGGUGACAACGGCGGCGAUAGUGAGUGCAAAGAAGUUUUCUGCUGUUGGAGUUCUGCAGGUGAUGGAGAGUGUGUGGCUGCACUCAAGGCUUUGGGUUGUUUGCAGGCUUCUCACUGCUGGGAUGCUCCCUGGAGAGUGAGAUUGGGCUGAGAAUGCAGUCUAAAGAGUAAAGGAGCAGUGGGGAUAUGUGUAAAGCACAGAAGAGAUGCCCUGCCUGGCGCAGAGAAGUUGUAUUUGAAGAGAUCUUGUAAACAAGAUGGACAGUGAUUGAUUACACAGUUUGGCAGUGGCAGGACAAAGAGAAAGGUUUUAAAAUAGAUGUGGGGUGAUUAAUGUCAGACGCUAGGAAGAAAUUCUUGAUUCAGUGUGUGUUGAGGCUCUGGCACAGGCUGCCCGGAGAAGCAGUGCAUGCUUCAUCUCUGGAGAUGCUCAAGGAUGGAACGUAAGAUUCUAUGAUUCUAUGGUAUAGAUAACUGCAUUAUCUUUAAGAUCCCUUCCAAAUCAAACCUUUCUCUUUUAUGACUUUGAUAGACUGGGGGUGGUCAGCAGUUUGGAGGAGACAGAGCAGGGAGGACAGCUGACCUAAAGAGACCAAAGUGACACUGCAUGCAGAAUGAGGCCAUGAUCAGCAAGCAGAUGUGGGGAAAAGAGGGAGAAAGGAGAAGUUUCCUCCCUCCAGGAAACAGGAAACGCGGACCAUGCUGAGGUCUCUACAUGUCCUGAAAUAAAAGCGGUGUCUCUGCUGACGCAGUAGAUGCACCAUAGGCUGCAUCACAGCCUCUCGCUGUGAAUAACUCUGCAUCAGCUGCAGAAGCACCACAGGACACGUCCAAGGCUCACAAGACAAACCUGUGACCAUCUGCACCCAGCUCACAGCAAAGCAGGAGCCGGGAGAAGAGAUCUCCAAAAGAUGUGGGUGCAGACGGGAUGGGCCACGCCGUGUCCUCGUGUCUCUGCCCUCCUGCUGCUGUUGCUUGGUACUGGUGGGAGCACACAGAACAUCUGCAGCUCCAGGACUGAUGGUGCUCUCCAGGCUCCUGUCCUAUACCUUAACGCAUCCAGUGCUCAGGAAGGGGACGUUGUCCUGGCUCAGUGUGUUCUUCAGGACCAGUUUCCUGCUACCCGAAUUGUCUUCUGCAAGGAUGGGUUGGAGGUGUACAGCAUGAAAGCCCAAGAGGGCAAGGUCAUCAACUCCAUGCUGCUGAGCAUCACUGAGAGAAGCAGUGGGACUUACAAGUGUUUCUACGAGCAGAGGAGCAAGAAAAACUGGCUGAGGAGCUCUGUCCUCAGCGCUCCCCGGGACCUGCAUGUCACAGGCCACGUGUCCGGCUCCACGGAAGGGACAGCAACUGCUGACCCCAACAACCAGCAGGCCUCCGCAGUCACUGCGGUGGCAUCGGUGACUGUCAUCCUCCUCCUGUCUGCAGCGACCUUCUGGACCGUCAAGAAAGGUACCUGCAGGGAGAGGUGCCAAAGGCAGCAGCACGUUCCCAGCCAGCCGACGGAAGCCACCGACUAUGGAGAACUACACUAUGCCACCAUUGUCCACUAUCAAAGGGACAAGAAAAAUGGCAAAUCACGAGAUACUUUUUCUAGCCACACAUCACACUCUCCUCUCUGACUUCUGCAAACACCUCCCCCUGUUGUGCAGAAUUGCAGCCCCUUGUUGCUGCUGCCACAACUGUGCGGUUCCUCCUCGGAAGCUCCAGAAAUGGUUCUAUUUGAGGAGUUGGAAGAACAUUUCUGAGAGUUGGAAAGAAAGCAAAGGGGGAAAAUCUUGCCAACAAUUAUGAAGAAGAGUCUAUCUAGCAAGGAAGUGCUGCCCCAGAUGUGCUCUUAUUUUUGCUAGCUGUCUCCUGCCUGCUUCUUCCUGCGUGCGUGGCUCUUGGUGCACCUGGAGUCUCCUCGUUCAGGGCCUGCAGGCUGUAGCUGCAGUAAUUGGGCUUUUCUUUCCCCUCCUGCCUCCUGUGAAGCAGAUAAAUGACAGCAGAGCCCUGUAGGCUACAGCAUGGCAAAAGCCCUGGGACUGGGUCACGGCCACUGUGUUUCCUUGCACAGGGCUCCUGGGGUGUAACGUGGGGCAGAGAGUAUUUAUGGGGUUUGCUCUCAUGUCACAUCUGGCAGAAUAAGAUUUAUGACUUGCUUAUGUACACAAUGCCUGCAAUAUUAAUAAAACAUCACAGAUACACCAAAGUGGAACAUAAUGAUGUUGUCAUGCAAAUCCACAAGCUGCACUUUGCUGCAUCAUCAAUCUCACCACAGUCUUGAAUCAGAGGAAUCACGGAGUGAUGAGCUGUGGUUAUGCAUUACUGCUGUGGCUUCAGGUGGAAGAAGCUCUGAAGAUGCCCAGGCUGGCUGUGUUUUGGUACCCACUGUGAGCCUGAAGUGCAAGGAUUCUGUCACAGCCCUGUGCACAGAACGUCGCUCUCAGGGUGCAUUCAGAGAGAAUUACACCAGAUUCGACUGGGAAGACUAAGGGAAUCUUCUGUGCCUCUGUGUCACAGACUGGCUUUGUUCUGUCACCGUGUCUGUGACUGAUUAAACAGCAGAACAGAAGUGAAAAUGAAGGCAGGAGCAGCAGCGGGCUGCGCACCCACCUGUGGUCUGAUUAUGCUUUGAAGCUGAGUGUUUGUUUGUGAAAGGCUCUGUGUGGUUUUGGGGUUUCCUCGUCUCUUGGACAAUGUCAUGGCACUUACAGGACUUCUACACGGAGCACAAAUUCCUCAAAACGACGUUGAAAUUUGCUCACACGGGGCCAGACGAGCCUUAUGUGGUCACAGGUGUGUGCAUCAGGGCUCAUCAGACUCAAACCCUCCUCAUCUAACGAGGAGAAAUGAGUACCUCUGAGACCUGAGCUGAGGCAGGUCAGUGAAGAUGCAUCUCAGUACUGCAUCUCAGACAGAUGAACGUUUCCAGCAUGGGAGGCACAAGGGCAAAAGCCAAUGAACACAAAGGCAAUGAAGUGGGCAGAUGUUUAGAAAAAUCUUUACUUCCUGACUGUGAAAUGACUUCUUGUUUCCUAAUGCACACCCAACCAAUGGAUCGUUGCUCAGAGAUCACACAGAAUCACAGAAUUGUAGGGGUUGGAAGGGACCUCCAGAGCUCAUCGAGUCCAACCCCCUGCCAAAGCAGUUCCCUACAGCAGGUCGCACAGGUCGGCAUCCAGGCAGGUCUUGAACAUCUCCAGAGAAGGAGACUCCACCACCUCCCUGGGCAGCCUGUUCCAGUGCUCCGUCACCUCACUGUACAGAAGUUCUUGUGCACAUUGGUGCAGAACUUCCUAUGCUGCAGUUUUCAGCCGUUUCCCCUUGUCCUGUCUCCACUGACCACUGAAAACAGUCUGGCCUCGCCAUUCUGCCCCCCACACCUCAGAUACUGAUAGACCUGGAUCAGGUCCCCUCUCAGUCUUCUUUUCUCAAGGCUGAACAGACCCAGUUCACUCAGCCUUUCCUCAUAGCAAAGAUGCUCCAGGCCCUUCACCAUCUUUGUGGCCCUCCGCUGGACUCUGUCCAAGAGAUCCUUGUCUUUUUUGUACUGGGGAGCCCAGAACUGGACGCAGAGCUCCAGAUGAGGCCUCACCAGGGCAGAGCAGAGGGGGAGGAUCACCUCCUUCGACCUGCUGGCCACGCUCUUUUUAAUGCACCCCAAGAUGCCAUUGGCCUUUUUGGCCACAAGGGCACACUGCUGGCUCAUGGCCGACCUGUCGUCCACCAGGACACCCAGGUCCCUCUCCACAGAGCUCCCCUCCAGCAGCUCAUCCCCCACCCUGUACUGGUGCAUGCAAUUAUUCCUCCCCAGAUGCAAGACUCUACACUUGCUGUUGUUAAACCUCAUCCGGUUUUUUUCUGCCCAGCUCUCCAGCCUGUCCAGCUCUCGCUGAAUGGCAGCACGGCCUUCAGGCUGUCAGCCAAUCCUCCCAACUUUGUAUCAUCAGCAAACUUGCUGAGGGUGGCCACCAUCCCCUCAUCAAGGUCAUUGAUGAAGAUGUUGAACAAGGACCCAGCACCGACCCCUGAGGAACACCACUGCUUACAGGCCUCCAACCAGACUCUGCACCACCAACGACGACCCUCUGCGCUCUGCCACUCAGCCAGUUCUCAACCCACCUCACUGUCCACUCGUCUAUCCCACACUUCCUCAGCUUUGUUAUAAGGAUGUCGUGGGGGACAGCAUCAAAUGCCUUGCUGAAAUCAAGGUAGACUACAUCCACUGCUCUCCCCCCAUCCACCCAGCCAGAGACAACGUCAUAGAAGGCCACCAGGUUGGUCAGACACGACCUCCCCCUGGUGAACCCAUGCUGACUACUCCUGAUAACCUCCUCUUCUUCCAGUUGUCUGGAGAUGGCAUCCAGCACAGCUGUUCCAUCACCUUUCCUGGGACAGAGGUGAGGCUGACUGGCCUGUAAUCACCUGGAUCUUCCUUCUUGCCCUUUUUGAAGACUGCAGUGACAUUGGCUCUCCUCCAGUCUUCAGGCACCUCCCCCAUUAUCCAAGACCUCUCAAAGAUGACAGAAGCGGUUCAGCAAUCACCUCUGCCAGCUCCCUCAGCUCCCGUGGAUGCAUCCCAUCGGGUCCCAUGGAUUUAUGAACAUUGGUGUUGCCUAGGCGCUCCCAGACCACCUCUUCCCUGACUGCAGGGAGGUCUUCCAUCCCCCAGACCCUCUCACUAACCUCCAGGGUCUCGGAUUCCUGAAGGGGAGCUUUCUCACUGAAGACAGAAGCAAGACAGAAUACAAGAAGGUAUUGGAGACAAAACCAUAAAAGGUGUCUGGAGGACCUCCAGACUGGGCAGGCGUGACUUUGAUGCCCUGCUCCUGCCCUCUGGCAGGACAGUUAUUAUAACCAACCAUCUCCAUCCUUUGUCAGUGUGCUGUUCAGGGGCACCAACAUCUCCAGCAGCAUCUUUUUCUUUGAGCUGAGCGAGUGACUCACGUUCUUUUAAGUAAAAUCAAUGUUAAAAUUUUGCAUUCUGCUGAUUAAUCAAAAUUUGGCCCCAUCUGCAGAAUCCAUCCAUGAAAAGACUCAGCAACUGAAAUUCUAGACGUUGUGUGAAACUGUAAGCCUUGUUGAUAAGUCAGGCAGGUUUGGUAAGGAAGAUCUCAAAAGACACAGCAACGCUUGCUACCAAUUAACAUUCCUUAUCUCUGGACUAAGGUUGAUAAGGAGAUUAAUAAUUCCUUUCGUCUUGAGAUGGAGUCUGGCCAGGCCAGAGAGCGCUAAGAAAGAGGGAUGCAAAAAUAGCACAGGCUGAUUCUGAGCACGCAGGAGGUUCAUUGCUCAGCACAGAGUGAGUUCUCAGCACACGGCAACGUUUUGUGGAUCUACAGAUUGCUCCUAUCCCUCUGUUGGGGGAAUCAGCCUCUGCCCAGGACUUAACCUCCUUGCUCCUCCAUGUCUUACCUGCC